Molecule: messenger RNA, 336 nt
Organism: Parnassius mnemosyne (clouded apollo)
Lineage: Eukaryota; Metazoa; Arthropoda; Insecta; Lepidoptera; Papilionidae
Source: the annotation of a GenBank genome assembly
AUGAUAUACUAUUUUACUUUUGUCAAAAUACACAAUAGCCUUUAUGUAUACAUAUCUGCAGAAGCUGAAAUUGUCCGGAAUCUUAUUUUUCAUCCACACGACACUAUAUUUUAUCCUCUAUUUUCGUUGUCAGUGACAGGGCAACAGCGCGCGCGAACAUACGCCCGCAGCGGUGUUUGUGAUAUUCCGCACUACGUUACUGUAUAUUGCUGCACAAAAUUAAGACUUGUCGCAAAUUGCAAAGUGAUCAAUUCUCCGUGUCAUUUUCAAUUCCUAAACAAACUGCAAUUACCUAUUAAGACAAAGAAGUGCUGUGAAAUUUUACACGUAUCGUGA